ACUUCCGGCGUGGCCAUGGCGGCUAACGCGACCACGAACCCGUCUCAGCUCCUGCCACUAGGUAAAAAUCUUCCCCGAGGAGCGGGCGGGUUACUGCAGCUCUGCGCCGGCGGCCGAGGCUGGGUCGCUGACCCUCCGGGCUCGGCCGUCCCGCCCUUGCCGUCGCUGGGAAGACAGACCAUUUUGCCUGUCGGUGGCCGGCGGAGGUCCCUCUUGGUGUAGGUCGUCCUCGGCCUUCUUUGUGAGCCCGCCAGUUAAGAUGUCAUGGGUAGCCGUCCCAAAUGGCAGUUUGGCCUUUUCGGUCUCCAGGUUAGGUAGACCCUGUAUUGUAUCUGGUUGUGCGAGGAGGGCGCCACGGUCUACAGUGAAUCUUAAAAGAGAAAUCUGGAAACUAGCCCCGUUAUUCAUUAAUUCAACCAGCGGUUCCCUCACUGUGCCAGGGUAUUGUGGAAUGAUGAACUUAAAUUACAGCCACUGCUUUCAGAUCGUGCGGAGAGUGCUAAGUUGGCUACAGAGAUGCUCAGAGCUCGUGGACAAGUGUAUAGGAUCCAGAAUUCACAUUGUGAUGAAGAGUGAUAAAGAAAUUGUUGGUACACUUCUAGGAUUUGAUGACUUUGUCAAUAUGGUGUUGGAAGAUGUCACUGAGUUUGAAAUUACACCAGAAGGAAGAAGGAUUACAAAAUUAGAUCAGAUUUUACUAAAUGGAAAUAAUAUAACAAUGCUGGUUCCUGGAGGAGAAGGGCCUGAAGUAUGAAUGGAUUUCCUUAUGCAAGAUUCUGGCUUUUUCUUAAACCUUUAAUGUCUAUAUUCUAUAAAAUGAAGUUUCCGUUAAAAGGAAAUACUUUGAAUAUAUACACCAUUUUUCUAAGCUAAUCAUGGUUAUUUUGAGAAAGGAAGAGGUUUGUUUUGUUUUUUAAAAGACUGAAAAAAUAAAGAUGUUUUUGGUUAAUUGUGAUUUUAUUUAUUAUGUUGAAAUAUCUAGUGGAACAAAUAUAGUUAUUUUGAUACUUGGUUUCA
Messenger RNA from Peromyscus californicus insignis, 1017 nucleotides. It is a transcript of the gene Lsm5, whose product is annotated as LSM5 homolog, U6 small nuclear RNA and mRNA degradation associated. Gene Ontology annotation, molecular function: RNA binding. The transcript is spliced from 5 exons. The record is from RefSeq and is a predicted model, not a curated record. Lineage: Eukaryota; Metazoa; Chordata; Mammalia; Rodentia; Cricetidae. Gene Ontology annotation, cellular component: Lsm1-7-Pat1 complex; U4/U6 x U5 tri-snRNP complex; U6 snRNP. Gene Ontology annotation, biological process: mRNA splicing, via spliceosome. The coding region runs from base 260 to 754 and encodes 164 amino acids.